GAAAGGAAUCCUGUGCGUGAGUAAUUCCGGGAAGCUCGCUUUACAACUGCGCGCGGCUCCGGCCCCCUGCACCGCCCGCUCCACAACAAAACUUUGGCGCGGCGCUCCCGGGAGCUCGGAUCCGAGGGACUGGCGGUUCGGACCGGAGAGGAGACAGCCCAGGGCACGGGCUAGGACAGCCGCGGGGACCGCACCGAGACGCGAGCGUGCGAGGGGCGCCAGGCCUCGCGGGCCGGGAAGAAGGUUUCCAGCCCAGAGGGCACCUGCUGCAGACAUGUCUGUGGAUCCCUUGUCCAGCAAAGCCCUGAAGGUCAAGCGCGAGCUGAGCGAGAACACGCCGCACCUGUCGGACGAGGCGCUGAUGGGGCUGUCGGUGCGCGAGCUGAACCGGAACCUGCGCGGGCUCUCGGCCGAGGAGGUGACCCGGCUCAAGCAGCGGCGCCGCACGCUUAAGAACCGCGGCUACGCCGCCAGCUGCCGCGUGAAGCGCGUGUGCCAGAAGGAGGAGCUGCAGAAGCAGAAGUCGGAGCUGGAGCGCGAGGUGGACAAGCUGGCGCGCGAGAACGCGGCCAUGCGCCUGGAGCUCGACGCGCUGCGCGGCAAGUGCGAGGCGCUGCAGGGGUUCGCGCGUUCGGUGGCCGCGGCCCGUGGGCCCGCCGCCCUCGUGGCGCCCGCCAGCGGCACUUAGUGCCCGCUGCGCCCCGCCCACUUCCCACGUAGCCACCUCUCUCCGGCCCCUCCCUUCUCAAAGUGCCUGAGCGCCUGUCUGUUCCUAGGUCUCCUCCCUGCCGGCCCCUGUGGCGAACACACAUUCCCUUCCUGGGCUCCGCCUUUCUCUCGCAGCCCCUCAAACUGGGCCCUGGGGAGGGGCACCUUUGCUAGGCUGGCAAGCAUCUGGGGCCAGGGCUUCCCGCGGCUGAAAGUCUUGUUAGAUCCGGAGGGACUGGAGGUGGAGCCGGUCGGGGAGAGGAGGCCGCGCCUCCUGGAGAGUUGGGGAAACUGCUCUGAUGGGGCCGACGUGCGCCCACCCAGCCAUCCAGCACUCCGUGGAGUGACACGGGCAGUCCUGCUGGGCAGAGGCCCUGCGGAGACUCCCACCUCGCUUUGGGCCUGGUGCGGCCCCGCUUUCCAAAGCCCAGAGGGUCACAGCUAGUGAGGCCCAGCUAAGAUGGGGACACCCUCCCCACAGCAGAUGGGACAGCGUUCAAGGCCACAUAUCCCUUCGUGACCCAGCGGACUCCAAAAACAGCGUUUUCAGUGCUACCCCAGGGUUCCAGCAGAGGGUUCUCGGGGACAAGGGACAGGGACUGAUGAAGGUGGGAGAGGCCUCCGAGCCAGCGGCACAGCUGUCUGACGGGAGGGAAGAGAAGCAGAGGGACAGAGAAGGUGGCAUAGAGGGCAGAGCAGAAAGGGGCUGGCCAGCCAGAGGAGGGGACAGUGGAGGUGACCAUUGUGGGGGUAGAGAAGUGAGGAGACGGAUCCUGCAGCUCCGAAGCGUGUGGGGCCCUGGGCCCCAGCGUGACCCUUGAGUGUCCCCUGUGGGGUGGGGGCGGCACUGCCAGGGGAAGCCCAGCCUGGCCCCGCCCCUAGUGCGGUAUACAGCUCCGCCCUUUAUUUAUUGCACAGAUCUAAGUUAUUCUCCCCAGCCAGAGCCCAACUCUUGCUCCCUGGGAAAAGUGGCGUGUGGCCCUGGGCUGGGCUUUGUAUUUUGUAUCUACAAAUAAAUCACAUUUUAUCUUAUAUUUAGGGAACGCCAGGUGGCAACAAAUUUUUUUAAGAAAUUGCCCGGGCCCCCAGUUUAUUUAUUUUCUGACUUACAGUGAGCGAGUUACCCGCCUUCUGUAUUUUGUAGACUUUCUGAAUAAAGUCAAGUUCUCUUUUCUGCA
Messenger RNA from Chinchilla lanigera (long-tailed chinchilla), 1886 nucleotides. It is a transcript of the gene Maff, whose product is annotated as v-maf avian musculoaponeurotic fibrosarcoma oncogene homolog F. Gene Ontology annotation, cellular component: nucleus. The record is from RefSeq and is a predicted model, not a curated record. Gene Ontology annotation, biological process: regulation of transcription by RNA polymerase II; regulation of epidermal cell differentiation. Gene Ontology annotation, molecular function: DNA-binding transcription factor activity, RNA polymerase II-specific; RNA polymerase II cis-regulatory region sequence-specific DNA binding. NCBI's taxonomy places the organism in Eukaryota, Metazoa, Chordata, Mammalia, Rodentia, Chinchillidae.